Manis javanica (Malayan pangolin) is the source of this 2303-nucleotide messenger RNA. The record is from RefSeq and is a predicted model, not a curated record. NCBI's taxonomy places the organism in Eukaryota, Metazoa, Chordata, Mammalia, Pholidota, Manidae.
CUCCAGGGCACUGCGGUCUGGGAGGCGGAAGGGUGGGAGGGCCAGAGAGGGUCUGAGACAGGAUGUGGACGUCCUCAGAGACCGCACUGCCCACGACUCUGACACAGACGGCGCACAGACUCGCAGGAGCUGAGCAGAGGAGGGGCUGGACCAGUAAAGAACGUGGGUGCAGGGACUGAGGGACCCGCGGCCCUCGGGGCUGCUGAUGCAGUGGCUGAUGGACGGAGGGGGGAUCGGACCCAUGGAGAACUGGGGGACCCUCAUGCCAUAUCCCUGCUUGGCGCAGAGAGGAAUCCGUGGCUGAACUGCGGAACAGGAGAGUGAGGAGGCAGGCGGCAGGCCAAGCCACCCGUGACCAGCGGCCGCCACCCCUCGGGGUACUGGGCAGACGAUGAGGUGGGGUCACACGGUGUCCAUGGCCCGGGUGCAGCCAUCUAAGAAGCCACUGUUGCCGGAAAUGGGACAAGCCUCCAAGCUGGGCCACACACCACACCCACCAUCGCCAUACCCACCCACAGGCAGCUCAGGGCCUGGAGGCCACCGCCGACACCGAAGGGGCCCUCAGUCCUUUAGUAGCUCCCUGGAUUUCCUUGCCAAGGGCCAGGUGCUGGACAGCCUGCAGACUGUGGUGGAGGAGGCAACUGAGCUCAUGGCCACCAUGAAGACGGGCGGGGUGCCCCUGGUGAAGGUGCAGGACCCCGUGUGCAGGCCCAGGGUGGGGUGGUGGGCACGUGCCAGGCCCAGCCUCUGUAUCAGGCACCCCAACAACUACCCAUCCUGCUCCAGCUCCACAUCCCCCUCCCAGAGCAGCUUCACAGCUGACUGGCUGGACUCCCACAGCCACCUGGGCACCCACAGUUGGGGCUCACUGUCGCCCACGAGGGACAAACUCUUGCUGGAGAAGAACCUCAAACAACUGCUGUGUCUGGAGAACAGAGGGAAAGGCCUGGGUCAGCCCUGCUCCCAGAGGGACUCCCUGCUGUGGGACUCACUGGGCAGUCAGGCCAACAGCCAGUGGACUCCGGAGCACUUGUCCUGGUUCUCAGGCCUUCUGGGCUCAUGCUCCAACACGCCCCAGGUGUCAGAGCUGGGGCCUGGAGAGCCAGAGCUGACCUUCCUCAAGAGAGAGUUCAACAAGGAGCUCAGGUCCUUGCUGAGGCAUCCCGCAUCCUUUGACCUGCCAAGCUACUGUUCGCCCCAGCGCAGUCCCCGACACCCAUUUCACCGAUCAGGGCGCAGGCACCAAACCCUGGUCCUGGCCGAGCCCCGUCUCUUCCCGGCCCUGCAGAGCGCGGUCAGCCAGGCCGUGGAUAAACUCAGUGGCACCUGCCGUGGGAAUGGCUGCCCUCUCUUCCCAGCCACCACAGAGGCUGACUCUUUGAUCUCAGGGCUUCAAGCCCGCCACACCGCUGAGGGGGAAGAGCCCUGUGAUUGGCUUCCCAUCACAGCCUCCAGCCCUAACAUGGAGCACAGAAGGAGCAUCAGGCGCAGAGCGCGGGGCAAGCCCAAGGAAGGUGGUUCCCUGUCUAGUGUCCAAGUGGCCACCAGAUUCAGGCCCAAGAGCCCCAGUUACAAGUUCAUGAGGAGGAAGCCACUGCCCUCCAUCUCCUCCGAGUCCACCAUGUCCCACCUCUCCAGCCCCUGGUACGAGGAGCUCGUCAGCGGUCUGAUGGAGCAGGCCAUCUCCUUGCUCAUCUGCAAGUACGGGUUUGAGAAGAACCUCACCAGGAACCUGGGCUUCAUUUCCUUCCCUGUCACUGAGACACUCAUGGACCUCUUUCUGGGCUUCAGGAAGCUGAAGGGCUCCCGCAUCUCCCUGUCCUCGGAGAUCAACUGGAACUGCCUGCUGUGCAACCUGGAGGAGGCCAAGCGGGUCCACUGGGCCUCCUGCCAGGUGGCGCGGUCCACGUUCCAGCUGAGCGACACCUCCCACCAGGCCUCCCACCACAGCACCAUCUGUCACAGCCCCGAGUCCCUCUCCAUGCUGCCCCCAGCAGCCACCUGGGAGGAUCAAGCCAAGGCCGCAGAGCCCUGCCUCUCCUCUGAGUGGAGCAGGAGCCCACCAGCCCAGGGAAGCCCAAGCACCCCACGCUGCCUGUCACCAGCGCUGGCUCCAGUCCAUUUCAGGAAGCGCUGCACGCGGACGAGGCUGAGGAUGAGCCCCAGGGCCCUCCCGAGCCUCAAGUGGCAGCGAAGGUCGGCCGCUCGGCAGAUGUAGGCCACAGUGAACCCCCCAGGAGGCGCCCCACAAGUGGCACCGGGUGCUCAACUCCCUGCUGCUCCUCCCGCUCCGUCGGAUCGCU